UUCAAGUUAAAUAUUCACAUGGUAACAUCUGGGCUACCCAGGAUAGGAAAAACAGUUGAGCACCGAGCACGACGAUCAUGUGCGCAAGGUAUACAGUAGGUGGCGGUAAUACUCCUAAGCAGUGAACGGCCAUGAAACGGAAAGAAGAAGAAGAAGUAGAGCACGACGACCUGUCUGUCAUGAUCGAAGAAGUAAAGAUGACUUCCAGGGAAAACGAAGGCGCCCCGGUAAGUUUGCUGUUUAUGUACAAUCGGACUCAGGGCUCGACAGAACAGAAGUAUGUUGUUGCUAAUUAUGUUUGGAACACAUAUGCUAUAUAGCUAUGGUUUGUGUGACUCGUCUCCCUAUGUAAGUUAAGUCAGCUAAACAACACGUUAUAGCUAGCAAGAUAACUUUAGAGCUCAACGGUGGCCGCCCACUUUUUGGCUGAAAGCUACAUUAACGUUCAUAAAAAGGUUUAAGCCUCACAUAAAGUAUAACGUAACGUUACAGCGGGGUAUUUGUGUGAUAUAAACAGCUGUUUAUGCAGAUUACACUUUAGCUUUAACAUCAGUCGUAUGGUCAGUGGGUUUAAAACUUUUUCUCGUGAUGUUAUUUUGUAUUUUCUGUAUGAUAUUUGUGUUGACAGGGUACUAGUCAUGCUGAGCUGUUACGAUCAGCCAGGCACUUAAUGUCCUUAUUGACCGAAUCUGAAAGGGGAGGAGGUGCAGCCAGUAGUGAUGUUCCUUGCAGCAGUCAGGAUAUAAGGGAACGGAGGCAAAUAGGCCAAAAUGAGAGGUCUGGCAAUCAGCCACCAAGACCUUCUAUUCAGAUGGAAUUGACAAGGUCGUUUCCAGGUAUGUUCACUAAGGGAAAAGGGAAGAGGUGUUUUCCGCCAGUGAGUCUUGUUCCUGCUAAAAGGCCUAAACCAGUAGAAGUUGCUUUCCACCUUUUUCCAAAACAAUAUGAAAAAACCCCAAAAGAACAAGACCAACUAGUCCACUUGCAGGCAGGACUGGGCCGCAGGACUGUUUAUUUAGAUGAGAGCACAACACAUGAUGAGCAAACACUGCUGUUACACAUCUCUUUGAUGGACAGCCAGGCCAUUUAGUGCCCUCAGCCUCUCACUUUCUCGUGGAAAGUGACAUGUUCGUCAUGGCAGGCAGAAUGGUGGGGCACUCCUUUGUUCAUGGAGGACCAUGCCUGUCAGGGCUUAGCCCUGCUGUUGUGCAUGUCCUGUUUGGAGGAAGCCCGGAAACUGCAACAGUAACACCAGAGGACUGUCCAGACCUAGACAUCCGUGAAACAAUCAGGCUUCUUGAAGGGGAAUCUGAACUCUCAGACAAGGACAAAACAAGUGUCCAGGAGUUGGCCUACGCUUGGGAUCUCCCUGGCCUUACUGGAAAUAACCGAAGAUGGCUUUUUGAGAAGAUGUUGAUCCAUGCUGUAAUUGGACGUGUCACACGACAAAUCAAACAAUUCAGGCGUGGUCUUAAAGAGACACCAAUGUGGACAUUGCUGACCAAACGACCUGACACAGUGGCCCAGCUUUUUCCGCAGGAGAGAGCAGUGGAUUGUAACCCUGCUAUAAUCCUGCAGCACAUCACCUGGCCUCAUGAAGAUGACGACGACGAUUAUUCACUUGACACAAAAUGCUGCAUAUCAGGUUAUCUUCGCCACUUCAUUGAAAAUGCAUCACCUGAUGAAUUGACUGACCUGUUGAAAUUCUGGACAGGAUGGGAGAUUAUGCCAAGGAAUAACCUAUCCAUUGAGGUGGUUAAAGGCAGCUUCCCAACAGCCUCCACCUGUUUUGAGACCCUGCGAAUCCCAGGACAUUACAAGGACUAUGCAUCCUUUAAAAAUGACAUCCUGGCUUGUAUUGGCACUUGCCAAACAGGAUUUCGUCUUGUGUAGGGACAAAGCAGUGGUGAAUAACGUUACUGUUACUGAAUAACGUUAAUGUUAAAUGUUUAAAUGAUUGCAUAUUAAUAUGCUAAAUUACGAAUACAAAGUUCAUUAUGUUUUUUGAUGGACAAUUAUAUUAA
Onychostoma macrolepis is the source of this 2024-nucleotide messenger RNA. Its product is annotated as G2/M phase-specific E3 ubiquitin-protein ligase-like. The coding region runs from base 1126 to 1893 and encodes 255 amino acids. The record is from RefSeq and is a predicted model, not a curated record. Lineage: Eukaryota; Metazoa; Chordata; Actinopteri; Cypriniformes; Cyprinidae. Gene Ontology annotation, molecular function: ubiquitin-protein transferase activity. The transcript is spliced from 8 exons.